AUGGAGGUGGGAAACCAUACCAGAGUAUCAGAAUUCUUCCUCCAGGGCCUCUCAGAUGACCCAGGACUGCAGCCUCUCCUCUUUGGCUUGUUUCUGUUCAUGUACCUCGUCACUGUGCUCGGAAACCUGCUCAUCAUCCUGGCCAUCCUCUCUGACUCCCACCUCCACACCCCCAUGUACUUCUUCCUCUCCAACCUGUCCACGGUUGACAUCUGUUUCAUUUCUACCACCAUCCCUAAGAUGCUGGUGAACAUCCAGGCACAGAGCAAAGACAUCUCCUACACUGGAUGCCUCACUCAGGUGUAUUUUUUUAUGAUUUUUGCUGGAAUGGAUGGUUUCCUCCUGACCGUGAUGGCCUAUGAUCGGUUUGUGGCCAUCUGCCACCCCCUGCACUACACAGUCAUCAUGAACCCACGCCUCUGUGGCCUGCUGGUUCUGGUGUGUUGGGUCAUCAUUUUCUGGGUCUCCCUGAUUCAUGUCCUACUGCUGAGGCAGCUGACCUUCUGUACAGGUACAGAAAUUCCACAUUUCUUCUGUGAAGUGGUUCAGAUUCUCCAGGUGGCCUGCUCUGACACCCUCAUCAAUAACAUCUUCUUGUAUGUGUCGACUGCCAUACUGGGUGUGUUUCCUCUCACUGGGAUCUUCUUUUCAUACUCUCUGAUUGUCUCCUCUUUAAUGAAAAUGUCCUCUGCAGCAGGAAAAUAUAAAGCCUUUUCAACCUGUGGGUCUCAUCUCUCUGUGGUCUCCCUGUACUAUGGGGCAAGCUUGGGACUCUAUCUCAGUCCUGCUGGGGUCCAUUCUUCCCAGAGAAGCUCAGUUGCCUCAGUGAUGUACACUGUGGUCACCCCCAUGCUGAAUCCCUUCAUCUACAGCCUCAGGAACAAGGAUGUGAAGGGGGCCCUGGGAAGACUCCACACUCGAGGAGCCCUUUGUCCAUGA
Messenger RNA from Hyaena hyaena (striped hyena), 939 nucleotides. Its product is annotated as olfactory receptor 7D4-like. Gene Ontology annotation, biological process: G protein-coupled receptor signaling pathway. The record is from RefSeq and is a predicted model, not a curated record. Gene Ontology annotation, cellular component: membrane. NCBI's taxonomy places the organism in Eukaryota, Metazoa, Chordata, Mammalia, Carnivora, Hyaenidae. Gene Ontology annotation, molecular function: G protein-coupled receptor activity; olfactory receptor activity. The transcript has a single exon. Bases 1 to 939 code for a protein of 312 amino acids.